Leptidea sinapis is the source of this 3482-nucleotide messenger RNA. It is a transcript of the gene Edc3, whose product is annotated as enhancer of mRNA-decapping protein 3. Gene Ontology annotation, cellular component: P-body. The coding region runs from base 160 to 1614 and encodes 484 amino acids. Gene Ontology annotation, biological process: P-body assembly; deadenylation-independent decapping of nuclear-transcribed mRNA. The record is from RefSeq and is a predicted model, not a curated record. The transcript has 5 exons. Gene Ontology annotation, molecular function: mRNA binding. NCBI's taxonomy places the organism in Eukaryota, Metazoa, Arthropoda, Insecta, Lepidoptera, Pieridae.
UUGCUACUUGUUUUGAACUUUACAUUUUACAUUCAAUAGGUUACAAUUUAUUGAUGUUGAGAAUGUGAAUUUGAAAAUAACCAAAGAAUAUAGAUGUAAAUGUUUUGAUCAGUUUCUACAUAACUUAUUGCAGUUCUCGACAACGGUAUAAGAAAUAAAAUGUCGAAGUGGGUUGGUUACGCAGUUUCAGUGAAUUGUGGUGGACCGCUCGGUUGCUAUCAAGGAACUAUUUUGGAAGCUGAUGGCAAUACAAUCACCCUUACUAAAGCUUUUAGAAAUGGGUUUCCAUAUCCUAAGUCUCAAGUUACACUUAAUGCUGCAGAUAUAAAAGAUUUAAAAAUAAUUGAAGAAGCAAAACCAGAGCGAGCUGAACAAACACAUAGUACUGUAGCUGUCAGUAAAGCUAAUAAAAAGGGAACAAGAGCCACAGUCUGCGAAAAUUUGCAAGCAAAUCCAUCAAGUAUAGUAUCACAGCAGUGCAGUAAUGGCAACAACAAGUCAUCAAGCCGUGGAGCAACCCAACCACCAGCAAGAAGCAAGCCUAUUGACAUACAGGGUGGUGGGAGCAGGAAUAAGAAUAAUAACAAUAACAAUCACUCAGGUAGCUUCAACAUGAUGACGUCGACUCCGAAGGGCGGGCGUUCGGGUCCGCCCCACGACAAGGCGCGCCGCAGAAACGAGGCGUGCUUCGGUGACGCGGCCGAGCUGCCAUACGAUGACGACUUCGACUUCGAGGGGAAUCUCGCACUCUUUGAUAAACAAGCUCUGUGGGAGGAGAUGAGGGUCGCGUCCGGCGGGCGGCCCGACGUGGUGCGCGCCGCCGACGAGGCCACGCGGCUGAGGCACGACGAGAACGUGCUGCAGGCCGAGCCCGUCGCCGACAUCCGCGUGCCCGACGACCUGGCCGCGCACUCGCGCUACGUCACCGACGACGGCCGCGCCGUGCCCGCGGUGGCGCCGCACGCGCGGCGCCUGCUGUGGGACGCCAUGCGGCGCCACGCGCUGCUGGACACGGCGCUGGUGCUGGGCGCGCGCGCCGCCGCCGACCUGGCGCUGCGGCUGGCGGGCGGCGGCCGGCGGCUGGAGGCGCGCAACGCGCACCAGGCGCCCGUGGCCGUGCUGCUGUGCGGCGCCUCCCGCGCCGGCGCGGCGGGCGUGCUGGCCGCGCGCCUGCUGGCGUCGCACGCCGUGCGCGCGCACGUGCUGCUGCCGCCGCGCGCCGCCGCCGCCGCGCCCGAGCUGCGCCGCGAGCUGGCGGCGCUGGCGGCGGCGGGCGGCGCCGUGCACGCGGAGCCCGCCUCGCUGCCCGCGCCCGACGUGCUGGUGGCCGCGCUGUACGACCCGCUGGACGACGGGCCGCAGGACGAGCACGCCGCCGCGCUGGCCUGGGCGCGCCGCUCGCGGGCCGCGCUCGUGGCUCUGGAGCCGCCCGCGGCCGGCUGGGAGGGCGUGCCGGCGCGCGCCAGCCUCGUGGGCCUGCUGCCGCCCGCGCUGGCCCCGUCGCUGGGCCGCGUGUACCUGGUGAACGUGGCUCCGCCCGCGCGUCUGUUCCGCGACCUGCAGAUCUCGUACCGGUCUCCGUUCGGCGCGGCGUCCAUGUUGCCGCUCAACUAGCCGACCGAGUGCCGCCCCGCCCCGCGGACGCCCGACCCGACGGUUCGGACGGCGCUACAAUAAUGGACACUGGUCCAUUCCGGACUUUAUGAAAAGUGUAAAAUGGGUACUUUGACUAAUUAACACUUCCAUUUUUUUAUACUUGAGAAAAAAUAUAUUUAUGAAAGAUAAUACUUAAUAAAACUAUAUAUAUAUGAUAAAGAUUAUUCUAAACGCACUAGACGCUUAAUGUCAAGUUACGCCGUAUAUGCAGUCUUUUCCAAAGCAUUUGACAAAAUAAAUCAUAACCUUAUCAUUGCAAAAUGAUCUUCAUUCGGUAUACACGGCGACCUUCUAAAGUGGAUAAAAUCAUAAAUUAAUAAACGAAAUCAAGCAGUUCCAUUAAGAAAUUACAUUCCAAAUUUUCUUAAUCUUACCUGCGCGAUUCCUUAGGGUUCCCAUUUGGGUCCUAUACUUUUCUCUUUAUAUAUGAACGAUAUUGGUCACGUUUUUAAUGAAUCUUGUCAUUUGAUUUACGCUGACAUGUUGGCUUUUAAAUUGUUGACUUUAUUGAUUACAAAUUACUAGUUAACUACAUUACUAGUUAACUGUCAGCAUUUACAAAAUAAUCUAGAUAAAUUGAAUCAUUAUUGCACGACAAAUCAUCUCUUCAAAAAUGACAUGUUGCCUCAUAAGGAAGCAGAAUAAGAUAAUUUUCGAUUACAAUCUACGUAGUGUAAAUCUUAAGAGGACAUUGAAAAGAGUUGAGAAUUACUCUAGACUAUCUAGAAUCUAGAUUCUCUAGAUUGCAUUGAUACAUUUUAAUAUACACAUUAAUAAUAUUAUAAAGAAAGCGUUUAAACUGCUUUGUAUUUCGAAUCACAAAAACCUUUCUUUUAGCCUUUUACUCUUAAAAUACUAUAUUUUCGAACGUUUCUAUUUUCAAAGUGGUUAUAUUUAUAAGUUACGUCUAUACUUGAAAAUUUUCUUUUGUUUAACUUUUAUGGGACUUAUUAUCGAUAUUAAUUUUACCUAUAUCAUGUAUAUCAUUUGUUAAAGACAGUAUGUUCCCUAAAAAAAGGCUUAGUUCUUACGUCAGUACGUCGAAAACUAAUAGUAACAUUAAUACUAGUUAGACAUCCUUGUCUAUUUACGAUGUACACAGAUUAAUAUAUGGUUAAUGGUAAUUUAUGGUUAAUAAAUUAAAUGAAAUAAUUGUCCUGAACAAUUGGUUUAUUGAACUAAGUCCAAAAUGGUUAAAAUAUUUAUUGGUUAUGAGCAUACGCGAACCGAUUGAUGCUCGAUGGCGAAAUGUGGAAGUACGACACGCGCUGGCGCAACCGCUGAGAGGACGCAGUGUUAAAGUAUUAAUGUCGAAAAAAAAAGAAUUAAAUAAACUAUACUAGCGGCACGCUAUGAGGCGGUAACACAUUACAAUAUUGACGUGAAAUGUCAAUUUAAUAUCGAUAAAAAUUAACCUAAUGAAAUGCGAGUGACAACUAUAAGUUUUUGGAUUUAUAACUAAUGUUGCAAUUAGGAACUGAUUAAAAAUUAUUAAUAAAACUAAAAUAUUAUAAAUGUUGACCUAAUAAUAUAAUUGAAUGAACUUAAUAUUGGAAUGAAUACAUCUGAAAUAUACAUCUUACUUUAUUUCCACACAAGAAACAAAUUUAUACUUUUCUUAAUUUGGUCAGUCAGUCAUUUUAUAUAUUUUGUACAGUAAUUAUAAUGUAAUGCUUGUUUGAAUAUAUAUAAUAUAAAUUGUAUUGAUCUUUAUUUUUAAAUGAUUUAUUAAACAUUUGUUCUUUGCGGUAGGCAUUUCUGUUAUUUAUAACAAUGAUUGAUUGUAUGAUGUACAUAAUAUAUUAUAAACUCUUGUUUUUAUAUUA